AAGUAGCUGCCCGUCUUGCAACGUUUGUCUUUACAAGUGUUCGCCGCCUCGCGGUGAGACGAAGUCGGCGUCGGUGUCGGUGUCGGCGUCGGCGUCGGCGGCGACGAUGAUGAUGGCGAUGGCCCCCGAGCCUCCCGGCGGCUCGUUCACGGCGGCCGCUUACGCACGACGGCCACGCACGACGACGAAGACGACGAUGACGGCGGCGGCGGCUCGUUUCUCCACGCGUGUGACGUAACGCAACGAACGUCGAGUACGUAUUUAAAGCAGACAAUGUGCUGCCAAUUAGCGAGGAGGAGCGGCAAGUUGACCUGCGGCGACCCGGGCGAGGGGCGCUGCGAGGCUUCUCGGCCCGUUCACGGCACGACGCCGCCAGACGUGUGUUCAUGAUGGACGAGGCCGCCAGCCGGCUGGAGCGAGAGCACGUGCACGGCGUCUACGACAAGAUCGCGCCCUACUUCAACGACAGCCGCUACAAGGCCUGGCCCAAGGUGCGCCAGUUCCUGCUCGACCAGACGCCCGGGAGCAUCGUCGCCGACGUCGGCUGUGGCAACGGCAAGUACCUGGACAUCAACGAGAACGCGUUCAAGCUGGGCUGCGAUGUCUGUCGCCCCCUGGUGGACUUUGCCGGCUGCCGCGGGCACGAGGUGCAGGUGUGCGACGGGCUCCGCUUGCCUUACCGGGACGGCUGCUUCGAUGCUGUGCUCUCCAUUGCAGUCAUCCACCAUUUGUCCACCAAAGAACGUCGUAUCCGAGCAAUAAAGGAGAUGGCUCGCACGCUGCGAACGGGGGGCCGCGUCAUGAUCUACGUGUGGGCCAUGGAGCAGAAGCGGCGCAAAUUCGAGAAGCAGGACAUCUUCGUUCCGUGGAACCCCAACCCUCAGUCGCCCGACGCCGAGCCCUUGCCGCCGCGACGGCGGGCGGCGGCCCAGAGCGCCGGCGACGCCGCAGACGACGGCGACAAGCACAGGAAGGUCCGAAGCACAUCGUCCGUGGCCGACGCCGCGCCGCCCGUGCCGAGCAAUCACAGACUCUGGUUCUUCUCCCGCUCCCUGGACUCGGUCUUCGACUUCGGGAGCUCGUCCAUCUCCCGCUCGUCGUCCCGGGAGCUCGGCGCUUUAUCGCCCACCGGCGGGGAGAGCGAGGGCUGGGGCGCGGCGGGGCUUCGGAGCCGAGGGCGGGGCCUCAUACAGCAGUUCUCCAGCUUCUUCUCCCCGCCGUCGACGGUCGGAUCCGAGGAGGACGUCUUCGGCUCUGCCACAGAUCUGCACAAGGAGCCCGAAGAUUCCAAAGAGGAGAGCGUCGGCGUGGCCCUGGCGCAGGAGUGCGGCGCCCUGGCGCUGCCCGACCUCGUCCCCUUCCAGAGGGAGCGCCCGAGGCGGGAGAGCGCGGCGGCGAGUCCGCCGGCCGACGGCUCCUGCCUGAGGUACUACCACGUGUUCAGGGAGGGCGAGCUGGCCGAGCUCAUCGGGAGUCACGUGGAGGAACUCCUCGUCCGGCACGCCUACUUCGACCACGCCAACUGGUGCGUGGUGGCCGAGAAGGUACAGCCGUGGAAAAUCUGACUUUCAUUUAUUCAUUUUUAUCGUCUGCCUAUGAGUUUUAGCACUGAAUCUCAGUUUUGAACCUGACAUCUCAGUUUUAACUGGAUGAUUGAUUCUUGGCGUUGAGUCUUACAACCACAAAAGUUACUCUGUGGCUGCAACACAUGACUGUUCCUUGAUUGAAUUUGAUUCCAAUUCUGGGGGUCUCGGAUAGACCCGCUUUUUACAUGCGCGUCAAGUGAUGAUUUCACUGCCCAGAUAACGGUUAAUCCAAUUUAAAAAUUAAAAGCCAUCAGUCCAAAUGAAAAUUUUAAGAUUGUAUUAGUUUUAAGAUGGAUGAAAAAUCCUGCAGGGAUUUGCUAACGGUGUGGCAAAAGUCAAAACAUUAGGCACACUCGGAGAGCCAAAGCAAUAACGCUCAUCGAGACCAAAAAAAAAAUACACACAUUAGAAAAGCCCAGCAAUGUUUGACAAAAACAUAUUCGGACAAUUUGAUUGUCCGCCUCGGAGCUUUAGCACUGAAUCUCUGUGUUUACUUGACGAUUCCAGAAGUUUCGGGUCUUACGAACUCAAGUUACUCCGUGGCUGGAACGCGCGACUGUUUCUUUUGAAAAUCUCUCUUCAGUGUUUGUCGGACCCAAUUUGCUGUUUACGUGUGAUCCGACUUUCAGAAGCGAGGCACCCUUGCGGGGGAAAAAAUUUGAACGUUUUAAAUUUUGCUGCAUGCUUUGAAUGGGGGGAAGUGGUGCCAUCUGGUGGACAAAUUUAAAAGUGGAAAUGCAGCAGCCCAUAGUAAAUCAAUUUGAAAAAAAUGUAUUGGUUCAAGAUAAACAUUUGUCAGGGCACAAAUCAAAACACUCGGCACACUUGAAGAGUAAAAGCAUUAAACCUAAUAUUUCAAAAAUCAUCUAAAAAAAAAUAUUACACCAUAAAGUAUACGUUAGGAAAAAAUACAAUUAUCCCACAACAAUACAAAAAUAUAGUAAAAAUGUUAGAUGAAAAUACAACGAAUUUUUGUUUUUUAAAAAGUACAUUAAAACUGUUUGGGAUUUCAAACAUUAGGCACAUUUGAAGAACCAAAGCAAUAAUGCUCUAAAUAUUACAAAAAAUCAAAUUUGACUGAAAAAUGCACAAAUGUUGGGGAAGAAAAUACACAAACAUUUGGCAAAAAAUGCAAAAAUUAAAUGUUUGAAUUUUCUUUUUUUUUUUAAAUAAUUGUCUGCCUUUUUGAUUUUUAACAGCUCCGUUUUUACUUUGUCGAUGUUUCCAGUCUUACAAAGACAGACGUCACUCCAUGGCUGCAAUGCACGACUGUUCCUUUCAAUCAAUAAAUAAUAGUUCUUCAAAUGGUCUUGUUUACAAAGUGUUCAUUCCACGCGGGCACGACAGCCUGACCGGUCGUCGUGCAGACAUCCAAGUGCGAGCGUUUUUAGUCUGCAAUAGAACUGAUUUGCCUCCCGAGUCUCUUUUGAAGUCUUCAUGUUUUGUUUGUAAGCUUUUUAUUCUUGCCACGUCUUCGUGUUUUUUAAGGUGCGCUUCACACAUUUGCAUGUUACGAGGAGAUGAACUUAAAUGUCUUGAUGUUGCCGUCUCUGUACCCGUUGAUUUAGAAGCAGAAUACGGCGUCGGGCCGCCUCUCAUACUGUGAAUAAACGUUGCACUCUAGCCCCGAGUAUGCCGCCGCCGCUUAUGCUAUACAUGGAAACUUGAAAUAUUGUGCCAAGGAGGUGUGUUUUGUGUUUGUUUGCGUGGACCAACUGGUGUAAAUUGUUUGUUCUUUAUUAAAUGUUUUUUUUCGUCA
This is a messenger RNA of Phyllopteryx taeniolatus (common seadragon), 3345 nucleotides long. RefSeq names its product tRNA methyltransferase 9B (gene trmt9b). Gene Ontology annotation, cellular component: cytoplasm; nucleus. Gene Ontology annotation, biological process: tRNA wobble uridine modification. Gene Ontology annotation, molecular function: tRNA binding; S-adenosylmethionine-dependent methyltransferase activity. The record is from RefSeq and is a predicted model, not a curated record. The coding region runs from base 387 to 1565 and encodes 392 amino acids. The transcript has 4 exons. Lineage: Eukaryota; Metazoa; Chordata; Actinopteri; Syngnathiformes; Syngnathidae.